Molecule: messenger RNA, 2447 nt
Organism: Halichondria panicea
Lineage: Eukaryota; Metazoa; Porifera; Demospongiae; Suberitida; Halichondriidae
Exons: 13
Coding region: 82-2238 (718 amino acids)
Source: RefSeq, a predicted model, not a curated record
CGAUACAGAAUGAAAUUUUUGGCUGUGUAGUAGUGUCUAUGCUUGUAGCUAAAAAAAGCCAGUAAGCCUUGCUAGCUAGAGAUGAUAAGAAUGAAGAUUUUUCUGGUGGUUGUGUCAAUCUACCUCUGCUGCCCAAGUGGAUCAGAUGCAUUUGGUAGCUUGAUGUCAACUCCUGAGUCCACCAAUGGAGUAGUCACAGCUUGUCCAGGAGAUCCCAUCUCCAUCACUUGUACUCAUAACAUCACUAUUGGUGCUAUUACUGAGUGGAGGCUUCCUGGUGUAUCAGCUCAAUGUCUUGUCGUUCAUGGAUCACCAAAUCUUCCUAUUUGUGCUCCCUUCACGGUCACCAUGGUCAGUGGUGGUUCAACACUGAGCUCAACUGUCGAGAUAACUGCCACUGAAGGACUGAGUGGUGAAGUGGAGUGCUUGUCUGGCCAAAAUGCUGCAUUAGUGUCUGUACUUGCCAGUAUAAACAUCAGUGUUGCAGCCAUUCCAACUCCCAACAUCACCAUGGUGGAGCAGAUAUCUCAGUCCAUGGCAAAUGUGAGCUUGUCAGUGGACAAUAAUACUCUGUGUGCUGCCACCUAUGUGGUCAAUGCCACUCAAGAUGGUGGCGAUGGGUCAGUGAGUGGUGGGUCAAGCUCUACAUCACCUGUGACAGUCGAUGGUUUGGAUGUGUGUGGCUAUAGUUACAGCUUUGUGGGGUUCGUAAUCACGCCUAGUGGAGUGUCGGGAGAUACGAGUGCACCUUACAGCUUCACUGCUGACCUCUCAGGAGUGAAUGGUGUUUCCAAUGUGAGUACUAAAUUGGAGAGUACAGUUUUGCAAUGGAAGCAAACUCUUAACACCGACUAUCCUGAUUGCAUCACAAGUUACUCUAUUGGUUGGAAUGGAGUGACUUAUAACACAACUGAUAUCGUUACCUGUUUGACUAGAGAACUAUUGAAUGACUCAGGUUUUCCUUUUUGUAUGAAUACAUCCGUCACCGUGACACCAAUGACACCAAUGGGACUGUUAGCUGGGAGAGACUCUACUGCAGAUGUCAGUUUAAUCGCACCAGAUUUUGUGACCCCUACUAUUUCUGGUGUAUAUCGGUUGAGCAGCACGGUCAUGGAAAAUAAUGGGACAAACAUAACCAUGAACAUCAUGAUGAAAGUAUUUUUUGGAAUGGUUCAAGAAAUAUCUCAGAUUGUUAACACCAGUCGUAUGAUUGGGUACAAUCGGGUCGGCAUGGCUUGUACACCUAACAUAGUGUUUACUGGUGAGUCAUUUGAAGUCACUCUUCCUGAUGAUGCUGACUUUGGAGAAACUUUUACGAUGUGUGUGCAACUGACCUCUGGAAACUGUAGGGAAAUGGCAUCGAGUGAUUUCACAAUUCCUGGUCAAAACAUUACUUCACAGAAUGUAGGGACAGUAUCUGGUACUAACUUCACUGUUACUCUGAACCUACCAAUCACUGAGUAUCGACUAGACCAGCUACUAGUCAUCACCUCUCUAACCCCCAACGACACUGCACCAGUUGUAGCCAACUUCUCUGCUAGCUACGAGUACACUGUGAUGUUCUCAGGUCUUAUGCCUGGUACUAGUUACACCUACACAGUUCGCAUUGUGCGUCGCAAUGACAUGACGGAAGUAAAUGUGGACGCUUUUGUGGCAGAUUUUUUAAUUGCAGCUCUCCCAACAACGGUCCCUCCACCUCCAACAACGUCUCCUACCGGCAGUGACCUAACAACCUCAUCACCAGGGACAACUUCACCACAGGGAGGAUGUACUGAAGGUUGUAUUGCUGGAAUCAUUGUUGGUUUUCUGUUUGUUCUAGUACUAGUUGUGGUCAUCAUUGUCAUUGUACUGUGUUACUGGAGCAAGACAAGAAAGUCCGGAGGAAUGAAGGUAUCACACGAAAUGGAGGAACAGAGUGACAAACUGACUCCCAGCCAUGGAGAUCAGGUGGACCCUAUAUCUGAUUCUCCCCCCACUGAGACCUUCAAGAACCCUGAAGCCGCUGCUGCUGACAAGUCACCUGACGUGAUUCCAGGGAAUGAAGAUGUGGAUGCUGGCCCAGACUCAAAUGCUCUGAUCUAUGCUGACUUGGAGAUGGCCACCAAGGACAAGAAUAAGGCGAAAGUUGAUGCCACAGUCACUCCUACUGGUGGGGCAGAGGGACAUGAAGCUGUGGAGUACGCUUCCAUAGAGCAUUUUAAGAAGAGUGAUAAGAGUGAGGGCGAUGAGGACAAUUAGGUCCACGGACAUUAUACACUUGUAGUUAGGAACAAACAAAAAAUAUUGUGAGAAGAUAAUUAUUAUGACACUGUUACAGUAGCAAUUAUUAUCGAUAUAGCUAGCCUACAUACGAUUUGUGAAUCGUAAGCUUCUUUGUAAUUAUAUGAUUUGUGCUUUGUACACAUUUUCACUUCCAUUUUUUAAUAUUAUACAAUGGUUACCUUUAA